AGCCGUUGUCUCGUGUGCCUCCCCUCCUCCUUCUUCAUAUUCUUUCAACGGGAGAAUGAAAAUAACGGAGAGGGGUCUCGAGCGGAAAGGCGUCAUUUUAGCCAGAAUACGAGUCACGGACGGAGAGCCACGGGGUUGGCUGGCAGAUAACUGGAAGAAGCCGAAAAGAGAGAGAGAGAGAGAGAGAGAGAGAUAGAGAGAGAGAGACAGACAGACAGACAGGAGGGGGGCGGCCAUAAAAGCGUCCGAAUCGUUAUGUUAAGGGCACGGAAAUAAUUCGCCUUUUUUCUCCGCAUCAGCACCACCGGGAUGGACGUGGUCCUUCUCGCCGAGGACGACGCUGUCGGUAGACGCUCGAGAGCCGAAAUCGUCCUCAUCCGCGACUGAAACGCGCGCCACGGACCGACGGACGGACGGACGAACGGCAGCGCUCGGGUCUCUCGGUCCGCGGGGGAUCCGGAGGUAGCCCACCGCCCCUCUGCGCUCCUACGGUGCCGCGCAGCCGAAAGUACGCGGCUCCGUUACAAGAGCCUGUGCCGGUAGCACGUUAGGCACGAACAAAGGCUUUUCGUCACUGCAGAACUGGGAUGCCGCUGACUUCUGCCAUAAACUCCACGACCGGAUCAGCGCUUUGUCCUCAACGAAAAUCUAGAUUUCCCUAAAGCGGGCGAUGGGAUGAAAAUGCGACGUCACAGGGUGUUCUUGCUCUGCACUGUGGGCUUGUGCGUCAUCUCUUUCCUGCACUACUACAAGGCCCUGCACUACGUCUCAUUGCUGCGGGAGCUCUCGGCGCCCUAUCCCAACAUCAAGUCCUUCAUCAUAGUCACGGGCUUCUUCUGGAGGGAGCGGGCUGCCCCGCUCACCAGCGCCGCCCCGGAGGAGGCACCGCCGCCAGCCCUGAGGCCCUCCUAUGUCAGGCCCCGGGCAGGCGACGGGUUCAGGGCAGUCCCAGAGCUGGAUAAGGCUGGGGAACCGCGAGCGCCUCAGCCGUGGGCAAGACCAGACGAGCCACAUCACAAGGAUCUGGAGCUCAUCCAGUUGGAGAAGAAGGGCAACGGGAAGAUGAUGGUAUGGAACCCUAGUAGCCCCCCCCACCAGAGACCUGACCUCUUGAGGCCCAACGCUCCCAGUAUGGUAUCACAGGAGUUCCGCCCUCAGCCACCAGCGUCCACUCAUGACCCCAUCACAUUCCUUGGCGACUUACACAAGCGGACCUUCACCCUCAAAGAGGACUACGGCCCCUACUUUGUCCGGACCAAAGCCGGAGCCCUGUGCUUCCGGCAGGGUACGGAGGCAGCGCACCCCCGGGAUGACGGCGGGGGUGCAGGGAAAGGCCGACCGACUGCAUCCGCAUCGCUGCAGCGGAAGAUACUGCAGGCGGGUGAGGAGCCAGGCACCGGCGGGAGGCCGGUGGAGGGCUCCAGCCCGAUGCGGUCCAAACCCUGGAAGGGAAAACGGCUGGUGAAGUGCGUGUGCCGCGCCGGCUGGCACGGGCCGUACUGCGGCGUGCCCACCUUGGUGCAACACUCCAACCUGCCCACCAGGGAGCGCCUGGCCCCACGGGAUCGCCCUCGCCGUGUUAUCAACGCCAUCAACGUCAACCACGAGUUCGACCUGCUCCACGUGCGCUUCCGGGAGCUGGCCGACGCCGUGGACCUCUUCUUGGUGUGCGAGUCCAACUUCACGGCGUACGGUGAGCGGCGGUCACUCGGCUUCCUGCGGCUGCUCCUCAACGGCACGUACAACUAUGUGCGGCACAAGAUCCUCUACGUGUUCCUCGACCACUUCCCCGACGGCGGCCGGCAGGACGGUUGGAUCGCGGACGACUACCUGCGCACAUUCCUGACUCGCAACGGCAUGACGAGGCUGCGCGGCGCCCGCUCCGACGACGUCUUCCUCAUCAACGACGCCGACGAGAUCCCGGCACGCGAAGGCAUCCUCUUCCUCAAGCUCUUCGAUGGUUGGACGGAGCCGUUCGCCAUCCACAUGCGCAAGUCACUCUACGGCUUCUAUUGGAAGCAGCUGGGCUCGCUGGAGGUGGUGUCAGGCUGCACCCUGGGCAUGCUCCGUAACGUCUACGAUAACGACGGCAUCCGCCUGCGCCGCCGCGAGUACUACACCAUGCCGGGUUUCCGCAAGUAUGAGAACGACACGGGUCACAUCCUGGUCCAGUGGGCUCUGGGAAGCCCAAUUCACUUUGCUGGCUGGCACUGCUCCUGGUGCUUCACACCCGAGGGCAUCCACCUCAAGCUCGUGUCAGCCCAGAACGGGGACUUCCCGCGCUGGGGAGACUACGAGGACAAGCGGGACCUCAACUACAUCCGUGAGCUGAUCCGCACAGGCGGCUGGUUCGAUGGCACCGUGCAGGAGUACCCGCCGUCGAACCCAAAGGAGCACAUGUAUGCGCCCAGGCACAUGCUGGACAACUACAACCGCUACCGUUAUCUGUUGGAGAACCCUUACGUCAAGCAGUUGACGCUGGGUGGAGGCUAAGCUGGUGGUGGUGCCAGCUUCUAAAGGAAGACGGCUCGGAUUACGAGGAAAACAAAAAAAAAGGGGGGGGGGGCGUCCCAGGAAAGAUUUUUGGGGGAGGGAGGGAAUAGACCUCUGCCUACAUUCAUUUUUUUCCCCUUGCUCUUUCAUUGGACUCCAGAGGUCACCCACCACCAUCCAAUCAGACCAUUCAAGAGUAUGGACAAAUCAGACCUCACGCAGGGUCCUGUGCAGGUCUUUUUCCUCUCUUGUGUGCCCAGUAAACAUGCGGAAUCGCUCGAGAGACUGUAUGAGCCUGUUCCGUUUGUGCUGGUUUCACUGCUCUCUGAUCCCGUGUGUGUGUGUGCGUGCGCACGUGUGUGUGACAGACUGAGCAUCAUGGCCCUUAAUGCACACUUUCUUGCUUGCACAUCAAUUUUUGUGACAUACAACUAAAACUAAUCAUUAAGAUUUAGGUUUUCUUCAGUCUAAAAACUGACAUGCGGCUUCUGUGAUUCGUAUAUAUGACUCAUCGUUCGUGCAGAAACUCAGUAAACAUCCGUGUGCAUUGGAGAGAAAUCUUUUGAAGAGGCUGAGUAGGGUAGAGGGGACAGAUGAGGGGAUUACUGUAUGAGAGAGAGAGACUGGCCUCGUUCCAUUUCGGGUCUGAUUGGGUUGACCCAGUGAGGUCUUGGGUUACUGCAGCACUGGGGAUCAUGGGAUGCACUGAGCAUGCUUGCGCACACGUCACUUCAGACGUGGCAUGCGAUGGGUGUAUUUUGACCUUAACUGCGCCGGCGGGGGGGGCAUCUGAUCCUGGGUCAGCUCUUCUGUUUCACGGCAGUUUAUGAACACUGAUACCGAGAAGCAGGGGGUUUGGUGUUCCGGAGUGCAGUAAAGCCAGUGAGGUGUUGUAUCUGCGAGCUCUCAGGAAGUGUACAGAGACUUAAAAAAAACUGAGAUCACUCAGCAAGGAAGUUGGGUGUUUCCCUUCAGAGCAGAUUUGAUUGCAUCACAGGUGGUGAUGACACGCAACAGCACGAGACAUCUCAGUUCAAAAAUCACCAUGGAGGAGAAGGAUUAAGACACUUUCCUCCCUUUCUCGCUCUCUCUGGCUCUAGUUCUCUCUCUGUCACAGACACACACACAGACACAAACUUCCUCCCAGAGGAAAAGGUGAUGUCUCAUGUGCCAUCUGCAGUAUGGCAUCAGGGGAGGGUGGACAUUGAGCAGUGGGGGGGCAGGAAGAGAGAGAGAACAGCAGAACGCAAACACUCCAGUGAGGUCACCGUCCUCUGCAACAAGGGUUUAGAAAGUGCACGUCCUGUGUUUGUUUGUGUAAGGGUGUGGGUAUGGGUAUGUGGGUUUGCGUGAGAAUGGGUGAGAGACGCAGGCUGGGCUCCAUACUCCAGAAAAAGUGCUUAUGAGCACCAGGUGCAGGGAAGGCGAGCAAAGCAAAAUUGUUGAGGGUUUUCUUUUCUAUUAAAAACAAAACCACACAAGGGGCAGUCCAAGGGCAAGGCCAUGUUCCCUGCACCACUCCGAACGCUUCCCUUUUGUGCAGCACGUUCUCUCUACACACACGCACUCACUCACUCCUGGAUUCCUUGCCAGCUCCUUGGGGCGACCCUGGCUAGCAGGCCAAAAAUAACCUCUCCUCCAUGUUAGAAGGAGCUGUUGGCAAGCGACCUGUGCCCAAAAGACCUCUCCUUCCCCCCUCCCCCACCAUUGGAGCUUUACAGGGGCUGGUUGGCACCACGCUCGACCUUACGCAGGGAGCCCUGGGCUGCUGUUUCCAUGGCAAUGCCCUCUCCUCACUGCCAAGCUCGCCUGUUCAGAAUGAGUGGCAGAGAUUGUGGGGGAGGGGGCGUGUCUCAGACCUGCUCUGGACUUGGCACCCACAAACCCCUUACAGUCUCUGGUCUCUCUGUUGUGCCGGCGCGGUUUCCAACUUCCCCCACCGGCAUGAGUGGCACAGCCCGAAGAUCAUUGAGAACCAUUUAAGCGGCAUCCUCUAAGGCACAUCUGCGGGGGGUGGGGCUCGGCACGGUGCUUGAGCGUGUGGUGUUUACAGCCACGAUCCUAGAUCUGGCGGUGGGCACGCGUCACGGACACGCGCACGUGCCAGAGGGUGACUCAGUCGGGCACCGGCUCCGGCUCCCCACAGGGCCGUGCCAGCCCACAGUUAGCAGCCCGAGUGACCUUCCUCUCUGCAAGCCCCCUCAGCAGUAGCAGUGACUCAAAAUGUGCCCUCCUCCAGACUUCUGAGUUUGUUUUCCUCUCUGGGGUCAGGGAGGUAAUCAUGAGUCAUCAUCAGAUGACUGGCAGCACCCUGAAUUCUGAUAGGGAGAGAGGAGAAGGGCCGAUGCAUUUAAAGAAUGCUUCUUUAAUUAAAGGGCCCACUUCACAAAGGCCAGGAAUGAAUCACAGAGGCCUUAUAAAUGAUCCAGGUAGCAGAUAUUGUCUUAAACAGAGUGUUGCGAAUGAGAGCAAAUUACUUGGAUUUCUUUCCCCCCCACCCUGAAAAGAAAACAACAACAACAAAAAAGCAAAAUAAAUGGUCACUGGAAAUUAAGGCACUGAAAAGGCAAGGCCAGUUAUUACUCCCCACUCAUUAAAGUGCCGUUGCCCCGAGCGUCGGCUUGUCAGGGCCAGAGCAGGUCCCCGCAUCACUGCUGUUGGUUGAUUUCAUGCAAGGUUGCCCAGACCAACGGUUCCUGCUGGUUACAUCCUCCAUUCCAGAAAGUUUUUAAAAGCAAGCCACGCUGGGGUCGGCCUCUCUCUCUCUCCCUCUCUCACACUCUCUCUCUCCCUCUCUCCCUCUCUCUCACACUCUCUCUCUCCUGUUCGGUCCUGUCUUUUCUGCAGGACAUCCUCCCUUUUUGGGCUUUAUUUGUUUUGUUUUGUUUUGUUUUUUAUAAUUAAUGAACUUUUUGCUGUUGUAAAUGUCCUUGUUGCUGUUUACAUGAAUUAUCUAAGUUAUUAUCAGAAUAAAAAAGGGAAACCUGCACACCGAGCGAGGCUUUAGUUGCGGCGGGGGCUGUGUCGGUCUUUAUUCCCUCUGUGUCUUUUGUUUCCUCUGACUGAUGCUCUAGUUUUGUCAUGUUGAAGCACUGUCCUGUACUACAACUCCUCCUUAAUGGAAUUGUACACGUUGAUAUGACAUUACUGAGACAUAUCUGGACUUGCACUUAUUUUAUAUUUUUGUUUGCCUGUGAAUUUAUUUUUGUCCCAAUGUUUAUCAGGGAUUUCUGUCAAUACCCAGACUUUAAAAAGCAGCUUUUUUACAUUUCUGAAAGCAUUUUGCAGUCAAAACCUAUGUGAAAAGAUCAGGCAUUUAAAACCUUAGAGAGGACAUUUGAAUGGUAAAUGAAGAAAGGAUGGAAAGAAUAUAUGUGUGGGGAGGGGUGUGUCUUGAGUGUGUUUGGGUGGGUAGGAUGUGUUUGGGGUGUGUGUGUGUGUGUGUGUGUGUGUGUGUGUGUGUGUGUGUGUGUGUGUGUGUGUGUCGACAAAUCCAUAUGCUCUGACAGAGCAGAUCAAAGGCAGCAAUAAUGCUUAUGUACUGAACAACAGAUGGUGUACGCACACACACACACACACACGUACGCAGGCACGCAUGCUGUAGCACCUGGCUUUAGUUCAUGUCCACAUCCAUUCUCAUUCAUGAUCAUUACAUGACGCAGGAUGUGCACUGCACAUGUGUAGUGUGUGUUUGCGAGUAAGCAUGUGCCAGUCAGAUGAUGUCUAAUACAUCUCCGCACGCGCGCGCGCACACACACACACACACACACACACACACACAGGCACUUGCGUUCUCUUGAGUUCUCUCAGCUGAACCUUGCGUUAACAAGGACAUGGGUGAAGGCUCAGACAACCUGCUGAGGGCCAGGAGAUGUGUUGCAGUAGAGCUGAGAGGGGGCGCAGCUUCUUCCUGUAGCGCAGUGGAACAGACCUAAUCGGGCACUGUGCUUCCUGUCUGCUAAAUCACCCUCAUUUAAGGGUUUUACUUUCUUGCUAAAAGCCACAUUUGAUAUCAAAGUUGUUGGGGUUUUUUUAUUCAUUAUAUGUAAGUGUAAUAUCUCUUCAGUGAAGUCCGCUUCUGGCAGCUAUUGUUUUGUUUUGGUUUUGGUUUUUUUGCUUUUUGUGUUUUUUUAAUAAAACUCAGUCAUUUUUUUUUUUUUUUGUAAAUCGAGCUACGCCAAUGUCGUCUUUGACAUUCAUCAUUUAUCCAUAUCUCAGAAUACUGCCGGUAUUUGCCACAUUUUUCACCAGACUGGCACACCAGCUGACCUGAAGCCAGUUUUGCCAUUACCACUGAGGAAGGUAGCACUGAUUAGCUUGGUCCCAGACCAUGACUGUCUUCAGAGCAAAUGACUCUGAAUUUUGUGCUGUGACUGGCUGUGGCCACCAGAGGGCAUGAGACACAGUUAAUGCGAUUUCACUCAUCUGCCCGCAGGAGCCUUUCUUGCUGCACUGUUGGUAAACUGGUGCGGCCAGAGAUCCUACAGACCCUUUAGGGUAUAUAAACGCGUGAAAACAAUUUUUUAAAAAACCUUAUUAAAACUUUGUACAGUUAGGUUGCCAGACUUUCCUUAAGGAUUUUUAGCACUGGGUUGCCACUUACGACCUGACAGCACUGAGGUCCCUUCUGGUUUUGUGGUGCUCCAGACAUACAGAAGUGGCUCUGGUCACCCAUGCCUGAACAAUGCUGGCAUGCCUUUGGCACCUUUUCGCCUUGGGAGAAAAUGGCAGAGUGGACUCACCAACCCAGCUGCAUCAUUGUGCGUCUGUCUGUGUGUGUGUGUGUGUGUGUGUGUGUGUGUGUGUGUGUGUGUGUGUGUGUGUGCGCGCGUGUUUUCACCUGCUUGACGUUCUAUCUUCUCCUCUUAUCCCCACAUUCUGGCGCAUCUCAUUGAGGGUUCAGACCACUUCACUAAAAUGUGCCCCGCUGCAGGAGGGAAUGGCAGAAGCUGUUGAAUUUGCAAGAAAGCGGGCAGAACCUUUUCCAGAAGAAAGGGAUUUUUUUUCUCCUUUGUUGGUAAUGAGGGUGUACAUUUUAAGCUUUUUUUUUGUUCUGUAUAUGAAUGGCUCUAUGUUAACCUAAACAGAAAAAAAAUAUGAAUUCUAUGACAAAGAAACUAUAAUAAAUUAAUUUUAAAAUUGUAUAA
Electrophorus electricus (electric eel) is the source of this 7640-nucleotide messenger RNA. RefSeq names its product beta-1,4-mannosyl-glycoprotein 4-beta-N-acetylglucosaminyltransferase b (gene mgat3b). Gene Ontology annotation, cellular component: membrane. Gene Ontology annotation, molecular function: beta-1,4-mannosylglycoprotein 4-beta-N-acetylglucosaminyltransferase activity. Gene Ontology annotation, biological process: N-acetylglucosamine metabolic process. The record is from RefSeq and is a predicted model, not a curated record. Lineage: Eukaryota; Metazoa; Chordata; Actinopteri; Gymnotiformes; Gymnotidae.